Molecule: messenger RNA, 632 nt
Organism: Umbelopsis ramanniana AG
Lineage: Eukaryota; Fungi; Mucoromycota; Umbelopsidomycetes; Umbelopsidales; Umbelopsidaceae
Exons: 5
Coding region: 121-312 (63 amino acids)
Biological process (GO): multicellular organism development
Source: RefSeq, a predicted model, not a curated record
CUUUUUUUGGGCCAUAUUUUUCUCUCUCGGAGCUCACCACCAUCUUAUUAACCUCUCUGUCUUCUUUAUUGCAAAACCACCUUUUUCCCUUAAACUCUUCUCACUUAACUUUCUCAUACCAUGGCCAAAGAAAAGGUUGCUAAGAAGUCUGCUGGAGUUAAGAAGAUUACUCCCUACAACAGGUUUAUGAAGACUGAACUCGCCAAAGUAAAGGCUGAGAAACCAGGUGUUGCGCAUAAGGAGGCGUUUAAGCUUGCCGCUACGCGUUGGAAGGAUAGCCCUGAUAACCCGAAGAACCAGGCUACCAAGUAAAGAACACGAAUGGACACAAACUUUCUAAAAAAAAAAAUUUACAACAGAUCAGUCUGACCAAAUCGAUGGCUGGCUUUGUCCUUUUCUCUUCUUAUUAUAUGUUAUGUUAUGUUGCCAAAUCCGCUCUUUUUAUUCCUAUAAGCACCCAGCCAUUUGCUGCUUUCUUUUUUUUCCACUCUUGACCAUGUUUCUUACGUGCAGUCAUUAUAUUCGUAAUCACAAAAAAACCUAAAAAAAAAAUAUAUCCCAUAUUUGUUUAAAGCUCAUGCGGUAGUGCUUGUUGGUGGAAUAAAAGAAUUACGGAAAACUAAACCCCUUUA